Messenger RNA from Aspergillus ochraceoroseus IBT 24754, 621 nucleotides. RefSeq lists its product as uncharacterized. The record is from RefSeq and is a predicted model, not a curated record. NCBI's taxonomy places the organism in Eukaryota, Fungi, Ascomycota, Eurotiomycetes, Eurotiales, Aspergillaceae. Bases 114 to 503 code for a protein of 129 amino acids. The transcript has 4 exons.
CUUCUUCUCCUUCUGGAUUCCUGCUCCGUAAGGUACCCCCCCGUCACUAGCAAGCAUACUAAAGAUUAGUCCUGCAGAAUCGGGAGACAGUGGAGCAAACGAGGACAAAUUAUAUGUAUCCAUGUGGUGGAGAUGGUGGCGGAUUCUACAAGGGAUGGAGACAGACACGCGCAGCUCAACCACCACGAGGCCGUCUUUUGCCCACGAUCGACAUGCGCUUUGCCAUCGUCCCCAUACAGACUACAGAGUACUCCGUACAAGAUAUGAUAUUGACCCUGACCUAUCGUUGUCGCUUGAAAACGGUUAAUCUUCUGUUACGGUUCUCCUUCCCUUUAUGUACCCAACUACCGGGGAGGAAAAAACCCUGUCAGGAUGAUCGAAGCUCCCUCCCAGCUUCCAAUGAGGAGUACGGAGUACAGAGAAGCCAAAAAAAAAAAAAAAAAAGAAAGAAAGAAAGAAAGAAGAGGGACUCAGGGAGAAGGGGAAAAAAAAAGCCCGACUGAUCGCCAAACCUAACUAACGAAAGCCAUUUGGGCUCCACUUGGGCAACUUGGAGGAGCCUCGGGUCACCGACUGAGCAAGACAGAAAAGCCCAGGAUUGUUCGAAUCUUGGAAGUGGGA